AUUUUGCGUAGGGGGCCCUUGAGAUAGGUGACUGGGCCCUGUGUGUAUUUUGCGUGGGCCCAUCGUGUGCCAACCUGCGUAGGGCUCAUGAGGGACAACAUUGGCCCCUGCGCGUUGCUUUUGAGGGAUAAGGGUAGGCCCUGCCCGCGCCAUCAGCAAUGCCUUGAUCGGUCAAGGCAGCUUCUGCCAGUUCUUGGCAUGCACUCCCGCAGCCCAUUUCAGGAUGCGCUGCUUUCCAAUCCCGCGUGUUUCGCGUUGCUGUCCAUUUCUACCAUAGUUUCCGUACGUGUUGGUGUUCGCGUGCUGCAUCACAAUGGCCCAGCGAUUCAAUUGAUGUUGGCUGCUGCUCCCGACCUAGGCGCCCACCAUGAACGCGUUGCUGAUCUUCAUGUUUGUAUGUGUGAUGUGUUGGCCCCCGUCCUUCCUGCAGGAAACAAAGCCAAGAUGGUUGUUCAACGUUCAUGAGCGAAGCAUGCCUUCGACCCUGCUUGGGUCAGUCAUGAAAAGGGACCCCGUUCCCUUCGUUCUGAGACCGAUUCGCAAACAUAUUGGUACACUAAGCGCAUGUUCCUCGACGCUGUCAUCUCUGGAAUAUGAUGACAAUAGCAAGCGAGGUCGCAAACAUCGGAGUCAAUCGACAAUACAGUACUCAUUGUCAAACGAACGACGGCUGAACCUGCUACUCUUGGUUCCCAUCCAGCACAUGGAGAAAUCGUUGGUCCAGUGCGCGUCUGUCACGCCAGUGUAUUACGCCGAGGCUGAGUUUUACAACGAAGGACCCUCGCCGCUGAAGUUCAGCGAGUGUGGUUUCGACCCGGAGCCCCAUGUGCUGAAAUAUUGUAUGGAAAAGCCCCAGCCCAAGUACAUGAACAGCUGAGUGAUCGUUCCCUCCAGUAUUCUGGGGUUUCUUGCGUUUUUUUCGGGUGGAAGCAGCUGUGGCCAACGUGCGUCAAGUUGAUUAUCGGCUUGCUUGCGUGGUCAAAAUUCAAUGUUGAAAUGCCUAAGAUGCGUGUUCUUGCACGCGAGUGCCUUCGAUCUUUCGUUCGAAAUAAUUCGUAAUACUGGAGCGUGCUUCUUUAUGGCUUGGGCCAUCACGCGCGUUAUGGCCCCCUGCACCCCCCCCCACCCCCCCACCCCGCAUAACG
Prorocentrum cordatum is the source of this 1145-nucleotide messenger RNA. Lineage: Eukaryota; Dinophyceae; Prorocentrales; Prorocentraceae. The record is from the annotation of a GenBank genome assembly.